AUGCGGAAUUUGGUCGUUGUUGGAGGCUCAUCGCACCCCGAAUUGACAGCUGCUAUAUGUUCUCGGCUAGGUAUUGCACCCGGUCAAGCCAAGCUUUCCAAGUUUAGCAACAAGGAAACCAGUGUUGAAAUGAAGGAAUCAGUACGCGGACAAGACGUUUACAUUAUCCAAUCGGGAUGCAGCAGUGUCAACGAUGCCGUGUUCGAGUUGCUCAUCAUGAUUAACGCCUGCAAGAUUGCGUCAGCCAAGCGUAUUACAGCUGUGUUGCCAUAUUUCCCAUACUCUCGACAAGCGGAUGUUCCAUUUCGACCCAGCUCUGGUGCGCCAUUGGAACGGUUACCGCCAGCAACACCUAAGACAUCAGCGGUGGUUGAGCCAUCUACAGAUGAUGUGAGCAAAUUAUUGAGACAAAAGCUGUCAAUGGCUGCCAGUGGUGGUGGUAGAAAUGGAUCGGAUUAUCGGCAAUGGGUCGCACAACCUGGAACAUUGGUGGCCAACCUGUUGACAUGCUCUGGCGCAGACCAUAUCGUCACCAUGGAGAUGCACGAUGCUCAAUUCCAAGGAUUCUUUGAUUGCCCAGUUGACAAUUUGCUCAGUCGACCUUUACUCAUCAAGUACAUCCGUCAUUGUAUCCCACAAUAUGAAAACGCAGUCAUUGUAUCCCCAGAUGCAGGUGGCGCUAAACGAGCGACUGCAAUUGCUGAAACGUUACAAAUGGAUUUUGCAUUAAUUCACAAGGAACGACGUUUGACACCCACUAAGCGUGAAUUAAUGUUGGUGGGCGACGUACGAGGCAAAGUAUGCAUUCUCAUCGAUGACAUUUGCGACACAAGUUACACAAUUACUCGGGCUGCCCGGAUGCUACGUGAAAAUGGUGCCGUCAAAAUCUACGCUCUCGUUUGCCAUGCCAUUCUCUCGGGCAAUGCUGUUCAAAAUAUCGAAAACAGCGAAUUGGAUCAAGUCAUUGUAAGCAACACUAUUCCACAACAUCUUAGCCGACAACAAUGCUCCAAGAUUAAAAUGUAUGAUGUGGCGCCCAUGUUUGCUGAAGCUAUUCGACGUAUUCAUUUCGGCGAGUCAGUAUCCAUGCUUCUUGACGCACACCAAGAGUACUUUUAG
Messenger RNA from Lichtheimia ornata, 1119 nucleotides. RefSeq lists its product as uncharacterized. Gene Ontology annotation, molecular function: magnesium ion binding; ribose phosphate diphosphokinase activity. NCBI's taxonomy places the organism in Eukaryota, Fungi, Mucoromycota, Mucoromycetes, Mucorales, Lichtheimiaceae. Gene Ontology annotation, cellular component: cytoplasm; ribose phosphate diphosphokinase complex. Gene Ontology annotation, biological process: purine nucleotide biosynthetic process; 5-phosphoribose 1-diphosphate biosynthetic process. The transcript is spliced from 2 exons. The coding region runs from base 1 to 1119 and encodes 372 amino acids. The record is from RefSeq and is a predicted model, not a curated record.